This is a messenger RNA of Striga asiatica, 858 nucleotides long. The record is from the annotation of a GenBank genome assembly. NCBI's taxonomy places the organism in Eukaryota, Viridiplantae, Streptophyta, Magnoliopsida, Lamiales, Orobanchaceae.
UUCNUGGAGUCCUUGAAAGCUUUUGAAUGGCUCUCUCUCCACCAUUCCUCUUCUUCAGAUGAGUCCCCAGUAUCAGUUGUGAGAGUUCCUCAAGUAUAUGCUCCAAAAUCACCAGCUCCUGGCUUUUUUUCACCCAAAGAUACAAAGGAAAAGAAGGCAGUUGUUGAGGAGAACUGGAAGAGUGUUAGGCCAGCAUCAGCCCCACGGCCACGUGCUGUCUUGUCAAGUCCCGAUAAUGACGGGCUCAUCGGUAGCAAAACACUGGCAAGAGGAAAGCAAUUUUCCGGUCUGAAAAAUCGGCCUGCGAGCCAAAACAGACACAACCAGUGUAAGAUUUUUCCAAAAUCUUCAAAUUUUGAAGGCUUUACAUUCACCGCACAAGGAUAUCACAAAGAAUCAGCUGAGCUCAACAACAGUCUUCGUGCGAAAGGCAGAACAGCAGUAUAUCGGAAAAAGAUAACCGCUCAAUCACCAUAAUCGAUGUUCGGGGAAAAAACGAAUGGACUGAAUGAAUAUGUGUUAUAGACCAUUUUCUGUUCUUCUUGUUGGAGGGAAUUUGGUAAAGGAAAAUGCACUUGCUUGAACUAGUAUUUUUGGAUGACUGGAUAAACAGAUAUUAGCUUUUGUGUGAGCCGUGAGGUGUGUGAAUUCAGUCUUGUUUCAAUGUAAUGUAAGUGAAAAAAAGAUCUAAUUGGAAGAAAAAAAGAAAUUAAAGAAAAAAGAAGGAAAAAAGAACAAGCAGUUUGACUGAUCUAGCUACAUUUCUUUCCAUAAAAUGGAUUCUUCAAAAUUUAAUUUUUAUUUAUUAGUUUCGAUGGCCUAAUUUCAAGUAGCUUUAAUGGAUGGAAUUCUUAUAUA